AUGAACAGGUUCUAUUUUGGGGACUCCGACGAGUCGGAAGCAGAGGCGAACGGCAGCGAUGGAUACCUGCCGUUCCCAAAACCUUUGUCCAGAGCGUCCUUCGUCACUCCAGACUUCGAUCCGGCGGAAUUUCUUUCGUCCCUCGCCAAUCGCCAUCAAUCUCUCGCAGAUCUGCAGACAGAGCUCCGGGAACUAAGCCAAUCUCUCAGCAAAGAGCUUCUCGACUUGGUCAAUGAAAACUACCAGGAUUUCCUUUCCCUCGGCACCGCUCUGAAAGGAGGUGAGGAGAAAGUUGAAGAAAUCAGGACAGUAUUACUAGGUUUCCAGCGUGACAUCCGGAGCGUCAAGGAGAAAUUUGAGAGUAGAAAGGCCACGAUCAAGGAGCUCUUGGAUGAGAAAAAGCAAUUGGGAUCUCAAAUUGCUAUCGGUCACGAUUUAUUAGACAUUGCUGAGCGAAUUGAGCUCCUCGAGCAAAGGCUCAUGGUCCGCCAACGGCCCAGGGACAAUGAGGUGGAUGUUGAAGAUGUAGAUUAUGAUGACGGAGAAACUGACGAGGACGAAGACCAAAGGAAUGGUGAAUUAGAUACCACACCUUUGAUAUCCUUACGACGACUUGAGCGACGCACUCACCAGUAUCUCAGUUUGAAGGUUGUAAUCACCCGGGUUGGUGAACAACAUCCGUUUGUUAUCGGACAAGGAGCCAGACUCGCAGUCAUUAAGUCGGGCUCUGCUAAUGGACCUCAAGGCUGCGGUAACGCAAGCAGAAAUGGUCCGGAGAGAACAGAGAGGACCGUCUCUUGA
Messenger RNA from Uncinocarpus reesii 1704, 801 nucleotides. RefSeq lists its product as uncharacterized. Bases 1 to 801 code for a protein of 266 amino acids. The transcript has 2 exons. Lineage: Eukaryota; Fungi; Ascomycota; Eurotiomycetes; Onygenales; Onygenaceae. The record is from RefSeq and is a predicted model, not a curated record. Gene Ontology annotation, cellular component: COG complex; membrane. Gene Ontology annotation, biological process: protein transport; Golgi organization; intra-Golgi vesicle-mediated transport.